GUCUGUAAUGGCCGACAGUGGAUGAAUAAUUUUGCAAACAGUUGGAAAUUUUGCUACAAAAUGGGUAAUAAUCCCACCCAGUUGGAGAAGGAGAUUGGGUCAGUACAGCUGCCGGCCAAUGAACAUUAUUUUGGUCUAGUGAAUUUUGGCAAUACAUGUUACUGUAAUUCUGUUCUACAAGCCUUGUAUUUCUGCCGUCCAGUACGAGAGAAAGUGCUCCAGUAUAAACAUCAACAAAAAAAUCAAAAGAAAGAGACUUUGCUUUCGUGUCUAGCCGAUCUGUUUUAUAAUAUAGCCACACAAAAGAAAAAAGUGGGAACCUUAGCGCCAAAACGUUUCAUCACACGCUUAAGAAAAGAAUGUGAAUUAUUUGACAAACUAUAUGCAACAAGAUGCACAUGA
Molecule: messenger RNA, 402 nt
Organism: Ruditapes philippinarum (Manila clam)
Lineage: Eukaryota; Metazoa; Mollusca; Bivalvia; Venerida; Veneridae
Product: ubiquitin carboxyl-terminal hydrolase 12-like
Exons: 4
Coding region: 22-402 (126 amino acids)
Biological process (GO): protein deubiquitination
Cellular component (GO): nucleus; cytosol
Molecular function (GO): cysteine-type endopeptidase activity; cysteine-type deubiquitinase activity
Source: RefSeq, a predicted model, not a curated record